Messenger RNA from Gossypium raimondii (Peruvian cotton), 1136 nucleotides. Its product is annotated as stress-response A/B barrel domain-containing protein UP3. NCBI's taxonomy places the organism in Eukaryota, Viridiplantae, Streptophyta, Magnoliopsida, Malvales, Malvaceae. The record is from RefSeq and is a predicted model, not a curated record. The transcript has 2 exons. The coding region runs from base 223 to 990 and encodes 255 amino acids.
CCGGCCCACGUAAUGUGUUGCCGCUGCACACGCGCUCUUCACCUUCUUUGUUCAACAAAACAAAUAACCCCAAUCGUCUCCCAUUGUCCAAAUUCGCUGUUCUUUCAGUUCCAAUUCCACCACAAAGUUUGGUAAAGCCGCAAUAGUUGCUCUCAGGUCAAUCAGUGUGGGUUUGAUUUUUUAUUAAUCUUACUCCAGCUAUUAGUCUGCUAGUUGAUUUUGAUGCUGUGUUUGAAAGCUCGCCCUCUCUUUUCCUCACCAUUUCCCCUCAGUUUUUCUUCUUUCAAUCACCUGAAAAAAUCCUUCACUUUAUCCACCAGAACCUCUAAAUCCUCGACUGUCAUGUCCAUCAUUGAGCAUGUGGUUCUUUUCAAGGUCAAAGGUGACACAGAACAGGAAAAGGUCAACGCGAUGCUUAAUAACCUCAAUGGUUUGGUCUCUCUGGAUCCUGUCCUGCACCUUACUGCUGGUCCCGUCCGUCGUAUCAAAUCUCCUAUCUUGAAUUUCACCCACAUGCUCCAUAGCCGGUACAAGUCUAAAGAAGAUUUGAACACAUAUUCCGCACAUCCCGAACACCAGCGUGUUGUCAAGGAAAACGUCAUCCCCAUCUGUGAUGAUAUAAUGGCUGUUGAUUGGGUUGCCGAUAAUGAUCCCACCCCGCUGUCCCCGCCCCCUGGUUCUGCCUUCAAAGUAACCUUCUUGAAACUCAAAGAGAGUGUUAGCAAUGAAGUGCAAGGUGGGAUUCUAGGGGAAAUUAAAGAGGUGAAGGAGGGGAUCUCUGGUAUUCAACAGAUGACUUGCGGAGAGAAUUUCUCACCUGCAAGAGCAAAGGGCUUUUCACUUGCCUCGGUCGCUGUUUUUGGUGGAGUUGGAGAAAUGGAGGCAGCAGUGGGAAAUGAAGAGUAUGUGAACCUACAGAAGCAAAAGGUUAGGGACAAUGUGGAUGGUGUCAUUGUUGUUGAUUAUGUGGUGCCAGCUUCUUCACCAUAGAUUGUUAACUAAAAGAAAGAUCUUGGUUCUUGAAUGAUGGAAGCUUUGGAUCAAUAUUUAAACAUUGAAUAAUACUUGUGAGACAGAUUGAACUUGGAAGCAAGGUUUAGCUUUGUGUAUCUUGAAUGCACAUCUUUUAUUUUGAA